GCCAGGGCGCGGUGACGUGUCGGCGGCACCGCCCGGCCCGGCACGGGGCGGGACCGGCGGUACCGAGCCGGCCGCGGCCCCGCAGCCCCGCCAUGUUCAACGUGGAGAGCCUGGAGCGCGCCGAGCUGGGCGAGAGCCUGCUCACCUGGAUUCAAACAUUUAAUGUUGAGGCACCAUGCCAGACCGUGGAAGAUUUAACGAGUGGGGUUGUGAUGGCCCAGGUUCUUCAAAAAAUCGAUCCAGCUUAUUUUGAUGAAAAUUGGCUGAACAGAAUCAAAACAGAAGUGGGAGAUAAUUGGAGGCUAAAGGUAAGCAACUUGAAGAAAAUUUUGAAAGGAAUACUGGAUUACAACCAUGAGAUUCUAGGGCAACAGAUAAAUGACUUCACCCUUCCUGAUGUUAACCUGAUUGGAGAGCAUGCUGAUGCCGCAGAGCUUGGGAGAAUGCUUCAACUUAUUUUGGGAUGUGCUGUGAAUUGUGAACAGAAGCAAGAGUACAUCCAGACCAUAAUGAUGAUGGAAGAAUCAGUUCAACAUGUUGUCAUGACAGCCAUUCAGGAGUUGAUGAGUAAAGAGUCUCCAGUCUCUGUUGGAAAUGAUGCUUACAUUGACCUUGAUCGGCAGCUGAAGAAAACUACAGAAGAAUUAAAUGAAGCACUUGCAACAAAAGAAGAAAUUGCCCAGAGAUGUCAUGAGUUAGAUAUGCAGGUUGCAGCCCUUCAAGAGGAAAAGAGCAGCCUGCUUGCUGAAAACCAGAUUUUGAUGGAACGUUUAAAUCAAUCUGAUUCCAUUGAAGAUCCCAACAGUCCUGCAGGUCGUAGACACCUGCAGCUGCAGACACAACUAGAACAGCUCCAAGAGGAAACAUUCAGAUUAGAAGCUGCAAAAGAUGACUAUCGAAUACGCUGUGAAGAACUAGAAAAGGAAAUUGCGGAAUUGAGACAACAAACAGAAGAGCUUACUACACUGGCAGAGGAGGCUCAGUCUUUGAAGGAUGAGAUAGAUGUACUCAGGCACUCUUCUGAUAAAGUAGCCAAGUUAGAAAGCCAGGUAGAAUCAUACAAAAAGAAAUUGGAAGACCUGGGUGAUUUGCGGCGGCAAGUGAAGCUUUUAGAAGAGAAGAAUACAAUGUACAUGCAAAACACUGUGAGCCUGGAGGAAGAACUAAGGAAGGCCAACGCAGCACGCAGUCAGCUGGAAACAUACAAAAGACAGGCAGUUGAACUACAAAACAGGUUAUCUGAAGAAUCCAAGAAAGCUGAUAAAUUAGAUUAUGAAUGCAAACGACUGAAAGAAAAAGUAGACAGCCUCCAAAAAGAAAAAGAUAGAUUAAGAACAGAAAGGGAUUCUUUGAAAGAAACUAUUGAAGAACUUAGAUGUGUACAAGCUCAGGAGGGUCAACUCACCACUACAGGAUUGAUGCCUCUGGGAAGACAAGAACCUUCAGACAGUUUAGCAGCAGAAAUCAUUACUCCUGAAAUAAAGGAGAAACUCAUCCGCCUUCAGCAUGAGAACAAGAUGUUAAAAUUGAACCAAGAAGGUUCUGACAAUGAGAAGAUUGCCUUGUUGCAGAGCCUUCUUGAUGAUGCAAACUUACGGAAGAAUGAACUGGAGACAGAAAACAGAUUGGUAAAUCAGAGACUUCUGGAAGUACAGUCCCAGGUUGAAGAACUACAAAAAUCUUUGCAGGAUCAAGGUUCAAAAGCUGAAGAUUCAGUUCUUCUGAAAAAGAAACUUGAAGAACAUCUUGAGAAGCUCCAUGAAGCUAACAAUGAGCUGCAGAAGAAACGAGCUAUUAUUGAAGAUUUGGAACCAAGAUGCAACAACAGUUCACUUAAAAUUGAAGAAUUACAAGAAGCUCUACGGAAAAAGGAGGAGGAAAUGAAACAAAUGGAAGAACGAUACAAAAAAUAUUUGGAAAAGGCCAAAAGCGUCAUCCGCACAUUAGAUCCUAAACAGAACCAGGGUGCUGCUCCUGAGAUUCAGGCACUGAAAAAUCAGUUGCAGGAGCGGGACAGAAUGCUUCAUUCCCUGGAGAAAGAAUAUGAGAAAACAAAAAGUCAAAGAGAAAUGGAGGAGAAAUUUAUCGUUAGUGCCUGGUACAACAUGGGGAUGACUCUGCAUAAAAAAGCAGCAGAAGACAGACUGGCUAGUACAGGCUCAGGACAGUCCUUCCUGGCUAGACAAAGGCAAGCCACAAGCACAAGGAGAUCUUACCCUGGUCAUGUCCAGCCAGCAACAGCAAGGUAGAGAAGCCUUGCCCUUAGAAAGAAAACUGCCCUGUGAUCCAGGCCACUUCUAUUGCAAGUGACAGCAUUCAAGGAAAAUAAACCAGCAUCCUUUCUCUUUCUCCCUUGUUACUGCUAUUAUUCUGCUGUUCAGGAAAGGGAUUUAUUAUGCUUUCUCAUUGCUCUGUUAUGCCCCUUGCUUAUAUUUUUUGGAGUUCAUUUCUCUCUGCGUUUUCUGAAUGUGCCAAAAUUUUGAAAGCAUCUAGAGGAGUGCUGUAUAAUGACAGUCUUUUUUGUAUGAAGCCUGGUCUCUUACAAAAAAACCUCAUGUGGGCCAUAUGACAAUAUAGAUUUCUCAUCGCAGUUGGUACUUUUGUGCCUGUAAGAGUUGUUAUGCUUUAUAAGACUGUUUUUUUCAAAGGGAAUUUGCUUUUUAUUUCAUCUCCUAUCCUGUUGCUUCAGAAAAAUGCUGAAAUCUCAUUACAGAAAUACAAAGUUGGAUUAUAAUAUUAUUGUGAAAUAUGUUUCAUACUAAAAUCUCACCAAUGCGAAAAAGAAAGAUUGAGGUUUUUUUAAUCUCCUAAGUGCAAAGUUUGCUCUUAUUCUUGGCAGGAUGAUCUUUUUCCAGGUUUUUCUUUAUCAACUGGUGUUACCUCUUUUGCUGGGAGAGAUUAAUAUUUUCAAAUGGUUUAUUCCACUCUUCUUUAUCAAGCGUUUGCUUAAAUACAUAUUCUAAAAAGGUGACGAAGUAUUUAGGAUGGGCUAAUCUGCUAUUCUAUCAUCCAUUUAAAAAGGACAUUUGUUUUAAGAUUUUAUGAUUAUGGAUGAACAAUAAUGGAUCAAGGCCCCAAUUAAUAUUGUUAAUGUAUUCCAGUUGUCAUCCCCCACUAAAAGACUUGCUUUUAAUAUAUUGAUUCAGGGUAUAAUUGUAUCCGUUGCCUUACUAAUGGUACCAGUGCCUUCAGGUGAGUUUAUUGCUGACUUUGUUGGAAACUGGUUGUGAUUUGUUGUACUGCCUUUUUAGUGCAUAGCUGAUUAACUGUUGUAACACCUUCAUGUUGAUCAGUGGAUGGAGGCUCCUCCUAUUUAGGUCCUGUUUCUACAAAGUUGUGCUUUUUUUCCUGACCAAUUCUGUGCAUUCCCUAUCAUUUUUGUCAAAGAAUUGAUAGACACAGAGAACCUGAGUAUUGGCUGGAAGUUCAAUAUUUAUACAUCUUGUUGUGAGUCAGUUUUAAAUUUAGAGACUGGUUUUUAUUUAGAGACUGUUUGGACUCUUAAUGCACAGGCAGUCCAUUUAUAAAUUUAUUCUUUCAUCUGAUCUUAAUGUCCUUCUAAGUGGAGACGUUUCUUUUUGCAUAAAUCCCUUUAGAGAAAAGAUACUAGCAUUUAUCAAUCAUCUGAAUGUCUCUUUUAAUUCAAAACUUGGGUAGAAUGAGCAAUGGAUAACUAAAACAAGCACACCUAGAUUAAAGGCUAAUAAACAGGUGAAUGACAUUUUUAGGUACUGUUGUUUUAUCCUCAAUCUGUUUUAAUCUGGGCUAAGAAAUGCAUUCAGUAUGUGUCUGAAAAAUAUUUCAGUUCCUAUUACACCCCCAUAUGCACCCCACCCCUUCCCUGAAAACAGAUGCUGAAUUCUACUUAAAGUUUUGUAUUUUAUUCCUCACAUUUGGGAAAAAAUGGUUUUCUAAAAAUUUUCUGUACUUAUGCAGUAUAUGACUGUUACAGGCUUGCAAAAAUGAGAUGGGACAUAGCAAGUUUCUUGUGUGCAGAAAGAUAACAAUGCAAAGGAAGUUGUGGAUUAUUUCUGUAGCUCAGUGAGGUGGUAUGCUCAAUCUGCUGUGUCUUACUGAGAUACAAAGUGCUCUGUAUAGAAAGUGCUUUCUGUAAUCACCUAGAUGGUACAGUUGGUGUGCCAUAGCUCCUACGGAUCUCAUUGUGCAAUCAAUUCUAAUGACUUGCAGAACUCCAUACCACAUGCUGUAUGUGAACAGGAGCAAGACCACUCCUCUAAGGGAAUUUGAAGUUCCUGUUUGAGGUUACAACAUUUUAUAUCACCCAGAGCAAGAACCUAAGAAUACCUAAAGCUCCAUUUUAAUUUUAAUCUAGCUAAUUUUUCUGUUACAAAACUGCCAAGGGCUAUUUAUUAAAGAAGGGGAUGGAACCUUAAUGGGAAGUUUUUUCUCGGAUUUAUCUAGUAAUUUAAUUACUUUCUGCUGUUGGGUGCAGAUCUAAAAGAACUUGAACACAAUCAGCACGCUAGAAUAAAAGUAAUUGCUUUGAUUAUGUUAAUAUUUGUUUUACUCUUUUGCCUCCAAAGAUUUGAUCACAGGCUAAUUCCAGUGAGAGUUAGGAGAUGAACAGAUGCUGGUUAGAAACCUUGUCUUAGGCUUUUACUUUUCAGUAUCUCAUAGCUUCUUUUGCUUCUUGGUGGUUGUUGGCUUUUCUUCUGUUUGUGAUUCUGUCUUUCCUUUUCCCUUGAACAUAAGACACUGAAGUGUUUUCUGUAGUUCUCUUCAGAAAUAGAUAGCAUCAUUAUGUAGCAUCAAAGAGCAACAAAACUCAUAUUGCAUCUGAGCUUUAUUGUGGCUCAUAGUAAUUGUUAGGUAAGUGAACAAUUAUUUUAUCUUUGAGAACUUACAAAUGUGUAGAAAUUCUGGUAUUUCCCAGAAUUCGUGCUGAAUAUAGAAACCUAAAAAUGUACUGCACUCUUAUGUCUGGUUCUAGUAAUUCAUUUGUUAUGUCUUCUGUUUAUAAUUAGGAGUUCAAUCCUCUUUUCUUCAGUGCUUUACUUCUUUAGUUUGCUGCAUACAUCCAUUCAUAAUCUUUGUGUGUGGAUGAAUGCAAGUGGUGAACAUCAUUAAACCUUCUCUUUCACAAGAACAGCUUCUUGAUUCAAAGGGUUCAGCUUCAUUAUUUUGCUUGCUUGUUACAUAUCUUUGUAAUCAGCGUGUAUUAAGAAAAAGAAGGAGCUCAGACUGACUCCAGGGAAUAAACAUAUAUACAGGGGAGUUACCAGUGUAUGUUCCCUAUUUGUCUUACCUUGAGUAAUUAAAGUAUAUGAGGAAAAGCCCCAGCCUAUGGAGCAGAAUUCUCUCAGUUCAUUAGAUAGUUCUGAGAAGUUUUUUAGGAAUACCUUUUUCCCCUGAGGCAAGAAUGACUAUUUACAUCAAUAUUGUAGUGGUAAUUACUACACCAGUGCUGUAUUGUCCUGACACACCACAGAAGAAAGACCCUAUAAUUGAGCUUAAAGAGAAAAGAUUCUCCAGAUCAGAGGUAAAACAGCUGAGGAGUUUGUGAGAGUACUUUGCUGGACAUGUGCUGAGGAUCUGCCCAGAAUAAUCUUUCUGACAGAUUUUAAUUAAUGGUAAAUAAAGAUAACAGAUAAAUUCUGGUGGGUUUUUUAGGAUUAAUAUUUUCAUUGUUUAGAGCUGAAGCUUAGUCUCUGACCUAAAAUGAUGAUGGGUUCAGAUAUGCAGUCUACUUCAUGUACUUCUGUGGAGAGUUGAAUUUUUAGCAUAUCCAAUCAGACAUUAGAGAAAAAAAAAUUCAGGUUCCCUCUUUUCUUGAUAGCAACACAUAACCACUUGGAUCAUAACAUGUAUUUUCUAAGUGGUGUGAAAACUGAAGUAAUUUAAUUUAAAGGUUGCGUGUUCCAUCCACAGUGCAAAGAGAGAGAAAUUCCCUGAGAAAAAAAGAGUAGCCAGAUGCUACUCUCCUCUUCUGACUCCAGCCACCUUCUUUUGUCUUUCUAAAGUUCCCAUAAGUAUUCAUAAGUACCAAGUAGUUCAUUUCCUAGCAACUUACUAGGAAAAAAUUCUAUAAGUAAAAGAAAAAAAAAAAUAAAGAAACACAGCCCCCAACAAAAGGUAAAUACGUGUAUGGAAUAUACACAACUUUGUGUAUUCAAAAUUAAAUAAAUAUAUAAUGGCUACAAGAUGCCUUUCAUUCUGUUUGGAAAUAAUCUAAUGGCAAUCUUGUCCUUUUCAAGUGUCACUCAUUUUAUUUCUCUCUUCUGUAAGGAGCACUGGCAUUUUUAUAUGUGUAUGAAAGAAUUAACAGUGAAUAUUCCUAUUACUGCUUUAUUAUGAUAUCAAAUAGUAAAUGGUAUGUGUAACUGUCAAGAAAAUUAAUAUUUUUUUUUCAGUUUUAAAGUCCUUGGUAUUUUGACAUGUGCAAAUGGCUUUUGCUUUUCCUGUGCACUCUAGUAUAUGAGACUAUCUACUUAACAGCUUCCUGAAUGAUUUUGAGUGGGUUUAAUUUUCCUGAUGUGUUGACAUUUUCUGUAGAUUUGGUAGUUGUAAGAUAUUUUAACGUCACCAUUUGAUUUUCUUCAUGUUAAUGAUUUGGAGGAAGACUACCCUGAAUGUGGCUAACUUCCCUUUUUCUUAUGAAGCAAAACAAUAUUUCCAUUUUACUUACUGUAUAGAGAUUUUUUAAUUCUUGCCCAACAUAUUGACUUUUUGCAAGGAUUGAUGAGGGAGGUAUUUUUGCACUCAGUCAGCUAUGCAAUACUGACUUAUGGGGUUUUGCACAUGUGUUUUAGGUAGAAUGUGGACUCUGUUUUGUAGUAAGAUUGUACUGAUAAACUUCAGAUUUAGCAGACAUUUUCCUCAGCUGGCAUUGCAUAAAUAAAUAGCUAAAAGGAGCUAUCAGGAUAUGCUUCCAAGUGGUGAGGGUUUUUGGAGCAAAUACCAUAUUCUAGGUAGGAUUCUAGCCAUGCCUCCAGUUUGUCACUCUUAAGGAAUCAAGAACAUAUCCUGGCAUGGCUGAUUGGAUUGCCUUACUCCUGUGGUUUCCUUCCCUCUAUAAGUCCAGAAAAGUAGCAGAAGUUUGUCAGUGAUCCUGACAGGGAGGAUCAGGAUACAGCAGGCAAUAACUAACAAUAAAGUGUGAUUUCUUCGAUCUGAAUGUGGAGGACACAGAUGCAAUCAACUAGUCAGUACAAAAAUCAGAAGAGCAUUCUUUCAGCAUUUUGCAUUUUGGUUUUCAUUUCAAAAUGAAUGAAGAAGAACCUGAGCUUACUGAGCUAGAAAGAAGAUUUUUGUAUUUCUAAUUAAAUUAAAGUCCUCAUCUGCUGGGGGAUGGUGUUGCUGUCAGCUCCACUAUACUCCAGAUUCUGUCUUCACCUUUGGGCCAUGCCAAGGUAGUGCAGGACUAUCCUGAAGCAUAUUUCUGUAUUAAUUGGCUCUGGUGGCAAAUCAGGAGUUUGCUGCUGUUUGCUGUGUAUAUAAAGUUGUUUGGAAAAUUGCAUAGCCUUCAGUCUCCUUUGCAUAUGGUGUCAUUUCCAGACUGAAAACAGAUUCCAUUUGUCAGAUAAAAAUUUCUUGCAGCUGUCUUGCUGCUAUGGGUGUCAGAGACUGAUGCAUACAACAUGAAAAAUACUGCAAGUAGAGGGAAAUACAGGUCAGUUUGGCAGCCUUUCCUCUCUGGUGCUGACUUUAUUCAUUGCUUUGCAUUAGAGAGGUCCUUUGCAAUCAGAUGAGGUGAUUUCAGAAAGAGAAACGUUGUUUAAUUGUUAAAAAAGCAGACAUCAGUCAGCACUGUGAAGAACUGCUAACUACUGUAGCAUGGCACAAAUCUGAAACACUACAAAAGAAAGUAUUUCCAGUUGGGGUAGAUUACAGUAUAGAGGUAUAGAGUAAUUUAUUCUGGAAAUGGAAAUUGAAUCCCUUAUAAUUAUACAUAACUUGAAAAGAGCUAACAUAAAAGCCCAGUUGUUACUGUUAGCCUGCUCAUGUUGUUAACCUGAUCAUGAAAGUGGAUGGAAUUUUAGGAGAAAAUCCCCAGUGGUGUAGUAUUUAUGGACUUAUAAAAUAGCUGUAAUGAGACCAUCAGACUUUUGAUUUGGAUUUGAAUGUAACAUAAGCUAUAUAAUUUAAAAUAUUGUAAAGAAGAAAUUAUUGUUCACAGCCACAAAAGGUUAGUAAGGUGGAGAAUAAACAUAUUUCCUGGAGGCAUCAGUGGUUUUGAGACAGUUUUUAAAGCUUUAGUUUAGCAGUAUUAGUCAAAUCUUGGAAUAAUUCUAAGCAUUACAUCAUAAGGCCACAAUUUUUAAAAUUUAUAAUCUGCUUUGUAUUCUCUUUGUCACUCCUUAGACACAUUGUCUGUUGCAUAAUCUGUCUCUAAGAUGCUGCAGAUACAGUGACAGGUUAUGCUCAGUGAAUUUACCCUCUCAUCUUGCAUUUCUGUUUUCUUGCAUUUUCUGUUCUCUUUUAUGUGUUGCUACCUCAGCAGGUGGCUUUAAAAUAGAGAAAUUGGCAGACAACUAUUUUUAGAACAUGAAAAGAAUUACUAGCCAGGAAGGGGCACUAACAGAUGAUUUCUUACAUCCUUGAAAGUUAAUACAGUGUCCUGAGUUUACAAGACCUCUCAAAAAUACUAUUGAUUCAAAGAGAAGCCUGAAGUGUCACUUCUGUGUAUGUGCAACAAACACUUGAAGGACACUUGAAGUGCUACAAAAUAGUAAGUUUGAGCUAAAUAAUAGCCAGAUGAAACUAAAGGACUAGAUUAUAUUCAUUUAUACACAAUAGAAUAGGUACAUGCUUAUAUAGCUUGAACUUUUUAUUUUUUAUAAAACAACUGCAGCGAUCUUCAUAUUAAUCCUGAACUGUGUAACUUUAUGCACCAAGCAGUGCCAAGCAAGCUUAAAAGACAAUGAUUGCUCAAAAUACACCACCCUCAAGGUCUUUGAAUGUGUUGAAUGUGUUAGAUUUUUUUAUUCCAUUUGAUAAUGUGUCUCUGUGUUUCUAUUUGUUUUUCUAUUAUGAUUAGUCUUCUAGGUGGAUGAAUGAGAAGGAAAAAAAGAGGGAUACACAAGCUACAGGACUUGUAGCAUAAAUACUCUUUUUUAUCUAUUUAACCUGGAUUUUCCCAUCACAAGAAGCAUUCUUAGAAUCAUUUUUGACCAGUGCAAUAAAAAAGGGAGAAGGAAGUGGGGAAACAGGCUCUAAUUUCAGUCUGGUGAAGCCAAUUUGCUCUUUGCAAUAUGAAAACAAAGAUGCCAAUUCAGUGCUGUGCCAGUGCUGUGGAGGGACACGUGUGUUGCCUGGGGAAAGCAGGUGUGUCAGUAAAGCAUUCCAUUGCCAGGAAAAAGGGUGCAUCAGUGAGGAUGGAGAGCUGUGCCAACCUCUCCGAUUCUCCUCCAAACUUAGACUCCCUUCCACAGCAUCAUGGAGUGCUCUCUUGACUGCCCGGUGACUGACUCAGAUUACUGUAACAAGAACAUUCUUUUCUGGCAAUUCAAACCUGUAUUUGCAUGCAAGGGGUAGAACUUGCCAGUGCAGCGGGGCAGUGAUGCUGAGCCUUGUGCACAGAAUGAGCUCUGAUAGAAUAUAAAUGCCUUCAGUGUCCCUCAGAGCUCAAGACAUUUAUGUGACUCUUGAUUGUCUUUUAGCCUGUAAACACAUGCAGAAUUGGGUGGGCACCUUUCACUUUAUCUUGUUUUAAAAGUUGUACUCACAGACAGCAGGAAUGCCUGAGACUUACUCAUUGCUGUGUAAACUUACUUUCCAUAGCUUUAUUAGUUUAGAAUGGUGCCCUGAAGAAUUUUACUUAGAAGUGUGUAAAGUUCAGUUACAGCUAAACUUAGAUAUUGAACAAGGCUAUUCGGUUGCUUUUCCAAUUAUUGGCCUGUAACCUUCCUGUUAAUUUGAACAGUUGCUUGACUAAGGUAUUUCCCCAUGAAUUUGCACAACUCUUAAGUAGAGGUGGCCUAACUAAACUGCUUUUAAAAGACCUGUUCUGUUCUCUGUUUUGGUUUUUUUUUUGUUUGUUUUUUUGGUUUUUUUCAACAGUAAUAUGUUAUCUGCUUUUUAACUUUCUUCUUUAUCUUUUAUUUGCAGUGAUGUGGUUGCAUGACCUGCAGCAUUAUUAUAACAGGGACUGUUCAGUGCAUGACUUGCUUUUCUGUCCAGACUGCAUAACCAAAACUUAACCAGUUCUACACUUAAGACUCAUGGCCAUCUGAUUUCAAAGGGGGAUCUACUUGCAGAGAAGCUUACCACCCUGGGGAGUGGCUUUCCCAUUUCCCACUUCCACUUACUCUUUCUCUUCACAAAAAGUCUCCUAUGAGGCUAGAAGAGAGGAAAUCCUGUAUUCACAACUCAACAGGAGGCGUUCUGCAAAGUGACAGAGCAGUGUCAGCUCUCCAUCUUACUUCCACCUGUCCACUUAUUUAAUUCUGAUUAACAGUAUUAACACACAGACUUCCUGCAACAUUUUCAUAUACCGAACUAUAAAAAUCUAGUCUUAAUGAGUUCCUAAAAAGGCCUUUUGGUUACUGUUAAAAUUUCAAAGCACCUGCACCCUUAAAGGAUCCACUUGGAAUCUUUAAACAAAUAAAGUAAAGCGAAGGAGGUGUUUUACCAGGAGAAAUGACUAACGAGUUGCUGCUUGGCGAUCCCAUCUUCCUUAGAAAACCAAGCAAGUUUCAUCUGAUAAUCUCCGAGCCAGGCAAACUACCGGGUGGUAUUUUGUUCACAGGCACUGCCUGCUUCCUUAAUAUGUAUAUACACAGUAGUUUGUGGCUGUUGUAUUUUUCUCUCUACAUUUGAGCUGUGUUGUUGGUUUCUUUCAGAAACUUUUUUUUCCAAUCUGUAUACAAUUGUUAAAAACAAUCUGAGGAAAGACCAUGAAUGGAGAUAAGUAUGAAAGUCACCUACACACCAGUAUUAUGCAGACUGUCCUUGCCAGUUUAUAAUUUGGAUCGUUUAUCUUUCACCUGUACUGUUUUUUUCCUUUCUUUUUUUCUUUCUCUUGUCACAGUCUUAGCUAUUUAAUUUCCAAUUGCACUAGCUUGGCUGUUUCUUUGUAUUUUAAAGUUUAGAUAUAAGAUUUGCCAUAUGUAGACAGUGUAACUCAAAAUGCUUUGUACUGCCUAUAUUAAUUUAAAAAGCUGCUUAUUUAAUAUUCCUAAAUAUCUGCACAUUUGUACUACUGUAUCUUUGUUUUGUAUUGGACAUCCAGUACUGGCAAGAUUCAGAAGACAAGGGAGUGCUGUAGUGUUGUAAGUUAAGAGGUUUAUUGUAUAGGAGUUAGUACAUAACAAACAGGGAAAGGGGCUUUCAAGCCAUAGGAUUUGCUGGAAAAACUGAGAAGUCUGAAUGCUGAGUACCUCAGGUGGUUUGAUUAAAUCCAGUUACAGAGAAACCCCAUUCUUGCUCACCUGGAUCUUAAUCCUGGCAGAAACAUUGAUACGAACUGUGCUGCCUCCAAGAAUAGUUUUACUUGUUUGGGCAGUGGAAGAACCCCCAGCCUUGUUUGCUGUGGGGGCACCCCCGCUGAAGAAGUGUGCCCACUUGUCUCUGCAGUCUCUUCUGGUCACACACAGUGCCUGCCUCGUCCCUGGCCUGCCAGGUGGGCUUUGACAGAGCCACCCCUCAGGCGCAGAGGUGCCCGAUGGUGUCCAGUCCUCAGGGAUCCUGAUCCCGCAGUGUCCGUGGCCUUGUGCACAGGGACGUGGAGCAGGGAUGGACGUGUGCCCUGCCGGGGGUGGGCAGGCAGGAGUGCGCUUCAAGCAGGCAGCAGAGUGAAGGACAAAAGUAGGAUCCCAGUGAGAGCUGUGGUGUUUCCCUUCUGGACACUCUAUCAGGUACUGUAGCUACCAGGUGCUCUGGCUGACAGCUGUCCGUAAAGGCUUCAGAUGGGGAUAUAUGUUUUUCCUGGUCCACCAGGGCCAGGGACAGUGAAGUCUUACGUGGCCUGCAGCCAGGAUCUUGGGUUUGGUGAUAAUGAGUCCAGUACUUGUGCAGCAGAGGCAGCUGCAUCUCAUCAGACUGAGUCCAGCAGAGAGCUGAAGGAUUUGUGUCUUUCCAGAUCCUAGACAUUGAUCCCUUGUUAUGUGUCAGGGCAAGCAUUACUAGUAAAACUUCUUUUAGUCGGGUGUUAAAGGCAUGGUAUGUUUUUCAUUUGCUUGUGCUGCUUCGGCUGGGACCACACCCUGCCCAAGCCAGGCUGGGUGCAGGAUCCCUGAGCUCAGGGCACUGUGCUGGGCAGGAGGGGAUUGCUUUUUUUGUGCACCUGCCUCCACAGCUGUCCCAAAGCGAUGCCAAGCAGUACCUCAUUUCUCCAAGUGGUCUGUGCAGAUUAGAGACUAAGUAUCAGUUGUUCUUGAACCUUGAUGACAUUUAUAUGUAAGUGUGUUUAGCUUGACAAAAGUUGUUUGAGUUUACUAAUGCAACAGAGAGAUGCCAGGUGGAGCCAGUCAAGGAGCUGGCUACUUUAACUACAUUAGCCUGGCAUCUCUGUCAUGAAGUGGUUGUGAGCUCUCAACUCAGAGCUGAUCUCCAGCAUGUCUCUGAUAUACUAACUUCAUUUGUGCUGCAUAGAAAACUCUCUUACCUUCUUAAUAGCAGCUUGUUUGACAGUCCUGAAUUAAAUGUUGAUCAAUUAUCAAAGUAAUAACUGUUUGUGAAGUUGCCAGUGAUAUAUUUUCUGUAAAAGAAUUCUUAGAGUGUCAAAACAUUAAUUUCCCAUUUCAGUUCAUCUACAAAUUGUGUAACUACCAGAUUGUUAUGGUAGCAAUAUUAAUAUACAUACCUGUAUAUAGACGAAAAAAACCUCAUUAAUGAUAAUUGGAAUCAAAAAGUUUAAUAUUUUUUCCCAGUCAAAUACACUAAUGCUUCCAAGGCGAUAGAAGAGUGUACAGUUGUUAAACAAGUUGUAAAUAAACGCUUAUAUAAAAUGUAAA
Lonchura striata (white-rumped munia) is the source of this 12914-nucleotide messenger RNA. RefSeq names its product hook microtubule tethering protein 3 (gene HOOK3). The record is from RefSeq and is a predicted model, not a curated record. Gene Ontology annotation, biological process: cytoplasmic microtubule organization; cytoskeleton-dependent intracellular transport. Lineage: Eukaryota; Metazoa; Chordata; Aves; Passeriformes; Estrildidae. Gene Ontology annotation, cellular component: cytoplasm; centrosome. Gene Ontology annotation, molecular function: microtubule binding; dynein light intermediate chain binding.